CACUUGUUUCCUUCAAUCCCAGGAAGGAGGUGAUAGCAUGAAGGCAAAACAAGGGGGGACACAACCAGACCCGUAAAGGGAUUGAAAUUUAAAAAACGGAGGAUAAAUUGGGUAAAAGGGAGAUAGGGAAGAUGAACAUGCAUAUGCUUGUUGUUUGAUGCGGCUUCGCUGAAGGCAUGUGGCUGCCUGCACUGAGCAUUUCCCUCCACGUUCUCCAGCUGACUGGUGGAAGAUCUGCAUUCAUGUGGCUGAGCGCUACAUGAUUUAUCUCCCCAAAAUAACGUGAGAAAUCUUCCUUCGCUCCACUCGACGCAGACGUAUCUAUACAACUAUAAGCUGGCUGAUGCACUGACCUCGGGCUUUUGGUGAACGGAUCUAAAUCAGUUUGAACAACGUUAAGGACUGAGACAGCCAAUGUGGGGCUCAGGAAGUGUAAACCGACCGGCGCCGGUCCCUGCCUUCCUCAGGAAUCCAUCUGUCCUCCCACCCCCACUGGACAUGAAACCCUUUCUCCAGUUUCCCCUGGAGUCUCCUCACCCGGCCAGCAUCGGCCUCUUCCACAACUUUAAUGCAAUGGACCCUGUCCAGAAGGCCGUGAUGACCCACACCUUCGGACCACCUAUUGUGAAGACAAAGAGGCCAAUUAUCUCCUGCAACGUUUGUCAAAUACGCUUCAAUUCAGAGAGUCAAGCAGAGGCCCAUUAUAAAGGGAAUCGCCAUGCUCGAAGGGUGAAGGGCAUCGAGACAUCUAAGACAUCACGUGUACAAGACGGAGAUAAACAGCAGCCUCUGCCUCCAACCUCACCCCUCCCACCAGGCAUCCCACCAUCCAGCCUGAUGCCUGAUUCUAACCCCAACAAACAGGAUGAUUCUCAGUCUUGUCCCAGCCUGAAGGAGUCUCCCUUAAACCCCAACGACCUCCCAUCAACUCCAAUCAACUCAGCAGAUGUAGAGUCAUCUGUCGGCACACCUUUUCCAUCCUCUCCCUCCUCUUCAGCAGCCCUCAGUAGCUCUUCGGGAGACCCAGCAGCAGCUGCUCUACCUGACACCCCCUCCCCUGCACCGAGCCAAUCUUCAGGAGAGUCAGAGGAGGAGAAAGCCAAGAAGCUUCUCUACUGCUCUCUCUGCAAAGUAGCAGUUAAUUCCCUCUCACAGCUGGAGGCACAUAACAAAGGAACCAAACAUAAAACAAUCCUGGAAGCUCGAAGUGGACUGGGACCCAUUAAAGCGUAUCCACGUUUGGGUCCUAAACCCAGCCCUGAGCAGGGAGGCGAGCUCUCCUCUGAUCCAAACACUCAGGAACGCACCUUCCACUGUGAGAUAUGCAAUGUCAGAGUCAACUCUGAGCUGCAGCUUAAACAGCAUAUAUCGAGCAGAAGGCAUCGAGAUGGGGUUGCAGGUAAACCUAAUCCUCUUCUCAGUCGGCACAAGAAGCGCACAGACUUUAUGGAACUUCAAAAAUCCCUAGGACCUGGGCUUUUACCAAGUCCUUUGGCUGUCGCAGCAGCGAUGGCAGCAGCAGCUUCAUCCAAUCAGCUGGCCCUACGCCCUCCUGGACUGACCUCCCAUCCUCAUACACACCUGCUACAGGGAACACCACUCAGCUUGCUGAGGCCUGCCCCUGGUCCCAUCCGCACCACACAUGGGCCCAUACUCUUCACUCCUUACUAACAGUAAGGGAAAUAAACCUCAAUCAGGAAGAAGCACACUGUGAACUGGAGGCAACCAUGUGCCAUUGAUAGCCAAACUGGCUGGUCUGGCUGUACAUUUUAUUUUUAUUUAUAUGAAAUAUAAAUAUUUCUCCUCAUUGUGUUUAGAUGUUUCUAUCCUCUCUGGUUUCCCUUCGUUACUUGGGUACCAGAUGGUGAUCCAAACCCACGAGUUGACAAUUUAAAGAGGACUUCUUCAAGUAUUUAAAGUCUGCAUUUAAAUGUCAACAGUAACUAUAUAGUGCCUUCAAAAUGUAUUUAUUCUCCUUGAAUGGUUUUUUAUUUACUUUUUUUGUGGGAUUUUAAUUUAUUGAUUCAACUCAAAGUCCACAAAAUACAGACCCAAAAAUAAAAAAUCUGAGAAAGCAGUGUUUUCUUUUGUGUUCAGACCCUCUAAGUAUGAUUUUCUGGAGUCGUGUUUGCUGCAUUUAAAGCUGCAAACUACAGGUCUUCAUAAAUCUUCUAAAUAUUAUUACAAUUACUAUUGCUCUGGCAAAGAAAGCCCAAAUCUGGGUCAGUUGCAUGGCUGGUGUCUGUGAACAGCAGUUAACAAGUCUUAACAUAUAUUUUCAAUCAGAUGUAGUUUUAACUUCCAUCACCACAGGCACUCAUUCUCCUGGAAAAUUAACCUCCAUUC
Molecule: messenger RNA, 2346 nt
Organism: Cyprinodon variegatus (sheepshead minnow)
Lineage: Eukaryota; Metazoa; Chordata; Actinopteri; Cyprinodontiformes; Cyprinodontidae
Product: zinc finger protein 385A-like
Exons: 8
Coding region: 415-1671 (418 amino acids)
Cellular component (GO): nucleus
Molecular function (GO): nucleic acid binding; zinc ion binding
Source: RefSeq, a predicted model, not a curated record